AUGGACGCGGACAUAAACGUCACGAAAGCGGAUGUCGAAAAGGCACGACAACAAGCUCAAAUCCGGCACCAAAUGGCAGAGGACAGCAAAGCUGAUUAUUCAUCGAAUCUUCAGAAAUUCAACCACGAGCAGCGCGACUAUUACCACACUCACAUUCCCAACAUAUUCCAGAAAAUACAGGAGAUGGAGGAGCGGAGGAUAGUGAGGCUCGGAGAAUCCAUGAAGACCUAUGCGGAGGUCGACCGGCAGGUGAUUCCCAUCAUCGGGAAGUGCUUGGACGGAAUAGUGAAGGCGGCCGAGGGCAUUGAUGAGAAAACUGACUCGCAGCUGGUCAUAGAGGCUUACAAGUCAGGGUUCGAGCCUCCUGGAGACAUCGAAUUUGAGGACUACACGCAGCCCAUGAAGCGCACCGUGUCGGAAAACAGCCUUUCCAACUCCAGAGGCGACGGCAAAGCGGAGCCCAAGUUCGGGGGCAAACCCAAAGGGAAGCUAUGGCCGUUCAUCAAGAAAAACAAGCUUAUGUCCCUCUUAACAUCCCCCCAUCAGCCUCCCCCUCCUCCCCCUGCCUCUGCCUCACCCUCUGCUGUUCCCAACGGCCCCCAGUCUCCCAAGCAGCAAAAGGAACCCCUCUCCCAUCGCUUCAACGAGUUCAUGACCUCCAAACCCAAAAUCCACUGCUUCAGGAGCCUAAAGCGAGGGGGCGCGGCGCCCGAGGACUUCAGCAACCUCCCGCCCGAACAGAGGAGGAAAAAGCUCCAGCAGAAGGUGGACGAGUUAAAUAAGGAGAUGCAGAAGGAGAUGGACCAAAGAGAGGCCAUCACCAAGAUGAAAGACGUGUACCUGAAGAACCCUCAGAUGGGAGACCCAGCCAGUCUGGACCACAAGCUGGCCGAAGUCAUCCAGAACAUUGACAAGCUGCGGCUCGAGGCCCAGAAGUUUGAGGCCUGGCUGGCGGAGGUGGAGGGCAGGCUCCCGCCCCGCGGUGAGCAGCGCAGGCAGAGCGGCCUGUACGACGCCCAGUCCGCCCCGGCCGUCAACAACUGCGUGCAGGCCCGGGAGAGCCCGGAUGGCAGUUACACGGAGGAGCAGAGCCAGGAGAGCGAGGUGAAGGUGCUGGCCACGGACUUCGAUGAUGAGUUUGACGACGAGGAGCCGCUGCCCGCCAUCGGGACGUGCAAGGCGCUCUACACCUUCGACGGCCAGAAUGAAGGGACCAUCUCAGUCACGGAAGGAGAGACGCUGUACGUCAUUGAGGAAGACAAGGGGGACGGGUGGACCCGCAUCCGGAGGAACGAAGACGAGGAGGGCUACGUGCCCACCUCCUACGUCGAAGUCUAUUUGGACAAAAAUGCCAAAGAUUCCUAA
Molecule: messenger RNA, 1365 nt
Organism: Pipistrellus nathusii (Nathusius's pipistrelle)
Lineage: Eukaryota; Metazoa; Chordata; Mammalia; Chiroptera; Vespertilionidae
Source: the annotation of a GenBank genome assembly